This is a messenger RNA of Marasmius oreades (fairy-ring Marasmius), 1560 nucleotides long. RefSeq lists its product as uncharacterized. NCBI's taxonomy places the organism in Eukaryota, Fungi, Basidiomycota, Agaricomycetes, Agaricales, Marasmiaceae. The record is from RefSeq and is a predicted model, not a curated record. Bases 450 to 1463 code for a protein of 337 amino acids. The transcript is spliced from 8 exons.
CCAGGUGUUGCCUCGUCAUUUUGCGAUCAUCCGCUCAUCGAAAGGUUACUAGGAACUUCUUGCACAACUUCAAUAGAUUGGGACUCGUGAUGUUGGUUGGGCCAUUUUAAUCGUGGAAAUCGUGGAAUCUCUCUCGGCGCGCAUAAAAGUGUACACGGGAGAGGACGAGUUCGAGCUUUCACCCUCAGAGAACCAUACUAGUACUACUUGACAAAUUACAAACUCAUAACACUCGGGUGACGACGUGCAUUCUACCGACCCACGACAUUUGCGGUAUUGAAUUAACAGUCCGGGUACUGGGGCGCUCGGUCCUUGUGGUCGUACAGCAUGUGGAUGAUCAAACUCGAUGACAAACUUGACCUACAGAGGUACUUUCGGCAAGCACGUAUUCCUGAGAACUCUUCGAGGCGUAUAUAAGGGAAUCCCGCCUUUACCUCGACUUCGACGCCAUGACAGUAACCGCUCGACAGCGUCGAAUUUUUGUGUUUUCUCAUGCUCGAACGUCCUCCAACCUAUUUAUUCGUUUGCUGGAAAGCCAUCCUGCCUUUGGAAUCCAACCGUACCCUUUCCUGUAUGCUUUUCUCUUUGGCCCCGAAACUCCGAGUAAGAGAGCAGCAAGCAUUAAAGCUCCAUUCAUGGAAAAACUGAAGGAGAAGCAUUCGAACUUCACAUUUCAAUCCCAGUUUGAAGCUAUGGAACGUGCGAUUGGAGAGACAGAAGCUCAGGGGAAAAUCCCCGUCAUCAAAGAACACUCGUACUGCAUGAUGUAUUCAGACAUACUUCGGAACGAAGACAGAUCGAUCAAACCGAUUGUAGACAAAUUUCUGGAUCUCCCCGAGGCAGAGAAGGAGGACGUGGCCACUGCAACACCUAGUUUCCCUAUUCCAAACCCUACCUUCCUUCCAGACCGCCUAUUUGCCACAUUCACGCCCGUUUUGAAUAUCCGCCACCCAUGUCGCAUGGUUCCCUCUCUCAGACGAGCUGUACAAGCUAUGGAAGCGGUUUUCCCUGAUGAGGACACACCCAUCGACACCCAGUUCAAAUGGCAACGAAUGGUGUACGAUUGCUACAAGGCCUGGCUCUCCACCCCAGAAGGUAUCGAAGCAGUAGGAGGUGCCUCGAUUGCAGAACAUCUCCCCAUCGUCGUCGAUGGUGAUAAACUUGUCAAUAACGCCGAAGGACAAAUGGAGACUCUCUUUCGGAUCUUGAAUCUUGACCCGUCCGGGGUUCAGUAUACAUGGGAAGCUCGGGAACCUGAAGCGGCGCAGGCUGUAUUUGUUGGGACACUCGGUAGGUCGACUGGGGUCAUCAAAGGGAAAGACGGGAGCCAUAAAAUUCCAGUAUUGGAAGAGGAGGUGAAGAAAUGGACGGAGGAGUGGGACGAGAAGACGGCGCAGGACAUGAAAUUUUGGGUCGACAAGGCGAUGGAAGACUAUGAUUAUCUUCUGAAACGUAGCAUUUAAUGUCGUCUGCGUUUAUAGCUCAAAUUAAUUCACUAUUAAGCAUAGAGAGGUACCAGUAAAGUCGGGGUAACACGAAUCUGGACUUGCUAAAGUGACC